This is a messenger RNA of Pollicipes pollicipes, 1421 nucleotides long. RefSeq lists its product as uncharacterized. Bases 1 to 1398 code for a protein of 465 amino acids. Lineage: Eukaryota; Metazoa; Arthropoda; Thecostraca; Pollicipedomorpha; Pollicipedidae. The record is from RefSeq and is a predicted model, not a curated record. The transcript has 11 exons.
AUGCUGGCGGCGGCGCUGAGCGGCAGCGCUGAUCAGGAACAGACGACGCUGGACGUGUCGGACGCCUCGGGGGGCUCGCCGCCGGGCGACGACGAGUUCGGCCUGGUGGAGACCGCGCUCAGCGCCCACCUGCGGCCCAUCGUCACCGACUUCGUCAAGCUGGAGGUGGAGGAGCACGAGCUGGAGGACCCGGGCGACCGGGAUGACCUCGACUGGGAGGUGCCGACGGCCGGCGAGAACGACAGCAGCUACGGGCGACCGUACCUCACCACGGCGGGCCGGUCGGCGGCGCGCCACAACGGCCCCAUCGAGGUGCUGGAGCUGCCCGAGCGGCGCGUGCGGCUGGUGGUGGUGCGCGACAGACUGGUUAUACAGAACACCGACGAAUCGGAUUCGGAGCCUACCCCGUCGCACAAUGACCUGACAUUUAUGGAGCUGGUAAAGAUCAAGGAGGCCGUCACCAAGAAGGUGGAUGAGACUAGCGCCGGAGGUCCCGAAGAGCAUAUCCGGCGGCUACGCAUGGCGCGGCGUCAGGCCAUCUCCUGGGUGGAGACCCGUCUUCGAUCCGAGGCACAGGGAGACAUUACGCCCAGCUCGCACGGCAAGCAGGGCAAGUCCAAGUAUGACGCGCUGAUCACGGCCAGGCCGACGACAGCGGCGGCGGCGCUCACGCCGGCCCGGGCCGCCACCGUCAGCUCGUCACGUGGCAGGGGCCGCCCGCUGCUGCCCAAGCCACCGAUGGUGCGCCUUACCGGGGCGCGGCACGUCACCGUCGAGGGCCAGCCGCCGACCGCCGUCGACGCCGACGACCCCGACUACGACCCGACGGCUGGCGACGACUUCGACAACGAGCGCGCCCGCAAGCUGUCCGCCGCCACCCGGCCGACACAGUUUACCCAGGCUCGUGUGAACAUUCAGACGACCUUGAAAACGCAGAAAAUCAACCGCGACCUGGUGAUUCUACAGGCCAAACAGCGUGAUCUGCAGAACGUGGGGGCCGAGCUGCGGCGGGCGGUUGAUUACUUCAGCGUGGAGGCUACCAAGGACCAGGCCAAGAUCGCGCGGCUGAAAAAUGAGAACUCUCUGCUGGAGAAGAAGUUGAAGGAUCUGGAAACCAGCAUCCUGGGCAACACGCCCCAGCAUUCUAAUUGGGCUGCUGGACAAGGACAAGCGGAAGCAGCUGACGGCCCAAGACGAGGCGGUACUGGAGUGCGGCGAGCUGUUAGCCGAGGUCGGCAAGGAGAACUACACCUUCCUCAUGGCCCAAGGUCUCCCACUGCUCUCCGCGAAGGAGCUGGAGGAAAAGACGCGCGGUGUCAACAUGGCCUGGCAGCUGGACCCGUCCGAGCUGCUGGCGGCCGCCGCACCGCCGCCGGCCACAGGCCGGGGCCGCGGUAAGAAGCGCCGCCGCCCGGUGGAUC